Drosophila sechellia is the source of this 11888-nucleotide messenger RNA. It is a transcript of the gene Vps13D, whose product is annotated as vacuolar protein sorting 13D. Gene Ontology annotation, molecular function: protein binding. Bases 79 to 11838 code for a protein of 3919 amino acids. The transcript is spliced from 19 exons. Gene Ontology annotation, biological process: protein targeting to vacuole; protein retention in Golgi apparatus; mitochondrion organization. Lineage: Eukaryota; Metazoa; Arthropoda; Insecta; Diptera; Drosophilidae. The record is from RefSeq and is a predicted model, not a curated record.
UGUUUAUAGUUGUGGUAUUAGGGAAUGAAUUAAAAACAAAUAUUUAAUAGGAUUAGCAUCAGUGGUUAAUAAACAAGCAUGUUGCGAGACCUCAUAACGUGGGUGCUGAACACGUAUCUGGGAAAGUAUCUGGAGAACUUGAAUUCCGCCCAAUUGUCGGUGGCACUGCUCUCGGGCGAAGUUGAGCUCGAGAACAUACCCAUACGCAAAGAUGCCCUCCGCUCGUUCAAUUUGCCGGUCGAAGUCACCGCCGGCAGCAUCCGCAAAAUCAAGCUCCAGAUUCCGGUCCGUCAGUUCAGGACAUCGCCAUGGUGCAUCUCCAUCGAGGGCCUGUUCUGCAUCAUCUGUCCGAAGAACCUGGACAACUGGGACUACGAGAAGGAGAAGUUGCAGGAUCUGGAGUACAAGCUGGCCGUGCUGGACACCGCUGAAGCGGGCUGGCGUUCCGAAAAGGGCAAGCAAAUGGAGUCCUACUACUUCUCGUCCUACAAUAACUGGCUGAAGUACGGCACCAACAUGGCCACCAACAUCAUUGACAACAUUGAACUCAAGAUAUCCGAUGUGCACUUUCGGUUCGAGGACAUCGUGGACACCGGCAAGAGCAAGAUAUGCACGGGCAUCAAGAUCGGAUCUCUGACCGCCCAGAGCUGCGACUGUGAUUGGACCAAUGGGUCCUACAAAAUGAACAACAACGAAAUGAACUACAAGCUGGUGGAGCUCAAAGAGCUCUCGGUCUACUGGGAUCUGUUGCACGAGGACAUCAAAUGUCAGUCGUACUCUAACCAGGAGAUUCUCGAAAAAAUGCACUCCACCUGCGAACUCAGGUCCCACAAUUUCAUCAUCAAACCCAUUUGUGCAACGGCCAGGUGGAAGCGUGAUAAAUGCCAGCAGGUGAUACGUACCAAAGACAAACCCAGGGUUUCCUGUGAACUCCUGGUUCCCGAGGUGGUUAUAGACAUAUCUAAGGUCCAGCGACUGCAAAUGUUAGAUAAGCUCUCAGAAAUCCGUCAGGUUAAGGAAGUUCGACAAUACAGGCUAAAGCGACCCACAUUCACCGUAGAAAGUAAUCCAAUCGCUUGGUGGAAAUACGCCACCAUAUGCCAUGGAUUUGACUUUAAGAAAAAUGAGGAAAAGUGGUUAAUACUCAAGGAAAACCUUCGUUACAUGCUACUCUACAAAUCAAUUAUAUUAAAUCCCAACGAAAAUUUAUCCGCUGCAGAUAAGGAAUUCAAAGCCUACAUCGAAAGCGAUAGAAAGAUCUCGGAUUUAACCAUAAUGAGAAGGAUAUGCUUUGAAAAAGUGUUUACGAAAGGUUUCGCCUUUGAAUCACAGAACGAGCAGGGCAAGAAUAUGCUCUUUCAUUGGUUUCCAAACUGGAUGGGUUGGUAUGCGAACAGUCCCAGUACCCCAAAUAUUGAACAGGAUGAAUCGCUGAAACACUUGGAAGAUGAUAUUCUCGUUGCGUUGGAGAACUCACUUCAGAACUCUACCGACUUAAAAAGCGAUGCUGUUUUCGGACACUUUUCAAUCAAGCUUCUCAAGGGACUGGUAAUCCUGCAGACCGAAGAGAAGUUAAAUGAUGGCAAAAACAAGUCUAUGGAAAUGCAAUUCAACAACUUCUCCGCCUACCUCCAGUUGAGCCCACAGUUAACUUCUUACACUGUGGGCAUAUCCUUGCAAGAAGUAUACCUAAUAGACAAGACCAGUAGUGAUACGAUGCACAAUUACUUAAUUAAGCCACAAACAGGGAAUACAGCGACGCCAAAUCAAAUAGUAAAGAAUGGUGCUCUCCAGGAGGAUAUCCUGUUUCAAUUACAAUACGAAAAUUGCAAUCACUUACGCUUUCAGCUGAACAUUAAAUCAAAAGGUCUAGAUCUUAUCUAUAAUGAGGAUGCGAUCCAGUGGCUUUUAGAUUUUCUGGCCGAUUCGAAUUCCUUUAAAUACUCACCGCGCAAUAGAGUCACGAAGAAAACUGACUUUAUGAAGAACUGGAAUCAAAUGUUUAGUGGAAAUGAGGUAAAUCGAAAAAUUUGGAUGUUCGAAAUUGAAAUUUUCGCACCACGCAUAAUAUUUUUGGAAAACUACAAAGUUAGCAAUUCGUUGAUGGUUUUGCUCGAUUUCGGAAAACUAGAAAUGAGGAAAAUGGAGGUUAAGCGAGUUAUACCUGUGAUAGAGUCGGCUGUAUCGGAAAAUACAAGCGAUGACGAUGAAACCUAUUUGACUCCAUGUUCAACUCCGCCUGCAUCGGAAAAAAGUGGUUCGGAAUCUCCCACGCUGCUGGAAAAUCCAAAAACAGAAAGCUUUCUGAACAAAAACGUUCAACUGGAGUACGUUUUGCACAAUAAGAUUUACGAUAAAUAUUUGAUCAACUUUACAAACCUUCAAGUUCUGGUUUGCAAAUACGAAGAACGGUGGCAAGCUUGCUUGAAAACAUCGUCGAAUUUCCAUCUGAUUGAUAAAUUUAAUAUAAACCUUACACUCGAGCAAAGAAAUAUCUUCACCGUCGAUCCGGAGUAUCCUUCAUUUAUGCUCUUCGGCACCUGCCCAACGAUAUUAAUCCACGGCAACGAGGAACUCAUAAACAAUUGUUGUAACAUUAUGAAACCCAUUAUAAAGGCUUCAAAGGAAAUGGAGAACAUUUACAGAGGCGGCAACACGAUUUACCCAAGCGAGAGAAUCAAAAACCUUGCGGAAGACGAUAGGAGCCGAGUUGUCAUAGAGUUUGUAAUGGAUCAACUGGUGAUCGAGAUGCAAUCGACAGAAAGGAGCAUUGCCGAGCUCCAAAUUAUUGGGGCACGAGCUGGCCUAACAAAAGAACCGCAUGAGACGAAUAUUUCCAUGUCGGUUCACGGAUUACUCCUCGUAGAUGCCAUUCAAUCUUUCGGUCCAGAUUUUGAACUUUUGGUGGCUAGUCAUCGUCAUGUUGGAAUGGAUAGUUUAUCUGGCAGCCUUAAACAUAGUGCAAUUGUUUCGCCAACUUCGCCUGGAUCGCCAAAUUUUUUUGAUAGGGCUACUAGUCCGCACAUGAUCACAAAAGCAGUUCAAAAUAUUAAAAUGGGAGAUAGAUCCACAGAAUUCUGCGAAGAUGAGGACUCCACAGCGCUCAUCUCGGUUGACAUUAAAAUUGUUCCGCCCAACGAAAGCAAUUCAAUGCAACUUCACACUACGAGCAUCACAUUCAACAGUUUGGACAUAAUUGCCAAUCAGGAUACUAUUAUUGAAAUUCUAAACUUCGCUAAAAGGACGCUUCUGGCGCAAAAUAUCUUUCCAAGCGAAAGCCAUGAACCGCCAAAGGAAGCAACUGAAGCACCAGUUGAUGUGGUUGACCAAGUCGAUCAUAAGAAUCACAACGAAAUAUUCUUUGAUUUCUUCCGGCUAAAUAUUCUGCUAUUGUACACCAUCAAGAGGGACAAAUUUAAUGUGGGUCGAAAAGUUGGAACUGUUACGCUCACGGAAGCUAAAAUCAAUGCAUCCUUUCAAUCGGACCUAUCUAUUAUUGGAUCCCUUGGUGGAAUACAAGUUAUAGACAUCACCUCCGAGGCCUUUUGCCAUCCGAGAAUACUUUCUGUUGGCCGAGAUCAAAUUUUAAGAGCUUCGGACACAAAUAAGCAAACCGUUCUUAGUCAACUUUCGAAUGAAAUAUACUCAAAUAAUUACAACGAAGAAACGAAGAGCGACGAAAGUGAUGCUAUAAGUUUUCAAAGUCACUGGAGUGACAAGACUACUUGCACUUUCCAAAUGCGAAUGGCUUCGGCUUCGUAUACCCACUGUCCCAGGUUUUUGCGCGAUGUAAAUGCUUGCAUUACGUAUUUUAAAAGGAGCUUGCGAGAAUUUGCCACCUCCAUUGGUAAUAAAGCUACCGAUAUGGCCAAGGAGUUUGUGCAACAGGUUAGGGCAGUCGAGCAAAUCGGACCAGUUUACCCGCAACGAAAUCGCCAGGACAAUUGGCUUGAUAUAAUAAUUAGUAGUCCCAUAAUUAUUCUGCCCAUUUCCAACACAAGUACGAAUGUUUUGAUAGCCAAUUUGGGAAAGAUCAGUUGCUCCAAUGCCGUCAAAUGCGAUUCGGAUGAGUUUAAUGAAUCCUAUACGAUUGAGAUUAAAAACACAUACGUAUACUCCUUGAACAUUGAUGAAGGGGAGUAUAGUUUCAAUGCUCACCCUGCCAAAAAUAAGGAUGCAAUUCCCAUUCUGCACGACACAGCGAUUACUUUACAACUUUAUGCCGGAUAUAGUGACGAUAAUGAUGGAGACAAACAACUUAAUAGGUUCUCAAUAAAAGGAAGUAUGGUUGAGGCGCUUAAAGUAUCACUAAACCGGAAACAAUAUGAGUUACUUUUGGAAUCCAUUCGGUACGCAACUAAUUUCUCAAAUGACGUUCUAAAUGAAUCGGACGAACUGGAUCAAAACGGAGAUAUUGAACCAACUGCGAAUAUUGAUGGCGAAUCCAUUAUCAGCACAACUAUUCAGUUCUCAGUUCCCGUAUUUCAAAUCAACCUGCAGAAUGAAUAUCACAAUGAUUUGAUAAAUUUAACAUUUAAAGACUUUAAUGUAAAACAUGUUUCGAAAGGAUUUGACAAGGAUAUGGAAGUCGUGUUAAAGUCUGUGCUAAUGGAGGAUCUAAAGUCGGACCUAACAUCACCGUUUAGAAAUAUGGUGACCUCUGUGGACCUCGAACAGAAGAUAAAGAAAAAUGAAAUGACAUCCUCUUCGUGUCCUGACCUACCAAGCUAUUGUAACUCACUGAAAAGCCGAUCCAGCUCCGUUCCGUCCUGCUUCUACAACCACAUGCAGAUUAAAGUCUUUGGCGGAGACAAAAAGUAUACAUCUUACAACAAAAAUGAGUUGGGCAAAAAGAAGGAGAGUCAAACGUUAGUUAUUUACAAAUCACAUACCGGACGAUCUGCGCAAAAUGGUAAACUGGAGCAAACAAGUUCUAUUCAGUUUAAUUGCUUGAAUUUGGCCAUUUGCGUUGAACGCUGGUAUACUAUAUUCGACUUCUUUGGUCUGGUUUCCGUGGACAACGUCAAUGAAAAGUACCCCGAAGAGAUGAAACUGGUUGAAAAACAUAUUGACAAAGUUUGUAGUAAGCUGAAGGUGUCUAUAAGGAGCUUCAACUUUACAUUGAUUCGCAAUGAGUCGCUCUUGUCCAGAGUAAAUGUGUCGAAUGCGGUUUUCAUGAUUCUUCAGGAUCCCUUCUCCAAAAUCGUUGAAGGCUGCUUGGGAUCUGUGUCAGUUAAUGAUCUAACCAAAUAUGGAAACAUUUAUAAGCAGAAGUUUCUUACUAGUGGCACGGAAGCGUUGAACUUUGUAUAUAAAAAAAAACUUGUCGACCUGGAUGCUUUGAAGACUUUGGACACCGACUCAACCCUGCGAAUUAACAUGUCUGCAGUGCAUUAUAUACACACAAAACGUUUUUCAACCGAGUUACAUGUUUUCGUUAAGGAUCUGCUGCAAUUGCAAACGCCUGUUAUUAGAAAAUUAAAGAAACAUGGCAGUGAACAGAAUAUGCGGCCAUCGAAAAUGAAGCUAGUUAUUCAAGCUGAUUCUCCAGUUAUAGUGCUUCCAUCAUCCUAUAACAGAAAUGAAGUAAUAAUCGCAUACCUUGGCCAGUUCUCUCUGAAAAAUAGUUUCCACUUUGCCAGUGACAACAAUAUAAUAAGCAAAAUGAGUGCAACGCCAAGUAAAGAUGAAAUCUUGGAUGUAAUGCGAAUUGACCUGGUCAAUAUAAACCUAUUCUCCGGCGAAAGAAGCUCCAUGAAAGCUAAAGCUGAUCAGGAGAAAGAUCGAAUUAUAAUCGCUGAUAUGAACUUCCUACGAUUGGGUCAGCCGUUCUUCAAUGAGUCAUGCUUCCUUCAUCUGCAGUUGGAGAGAAACCUUUCGGCAGAUGCUCAGCGUGUCUGUCCAGACAUCAGUGUUCAAGGAACCUUCUCCAAAUUGAGUGGCAUCAUCAAUAUUCAGCAAUACAAACUGAUUCGAAGUUUUCUGAACAACAAUAUUGGAGAACAAACCGAUGAUAUUUACAUGAACUACCACAAUAACAGUUGCACAUCCAUCGAAAGACUAUCAACCAUUAACCUAAUGCCAAAAAAUGAAGUUUCUAAGAUAGUGUCCAUUCUAAUUUCGAUUCGAAUUUUACUGGAAGAUGUGUCACUGCUUCUGGCUUUAAAUACUUCGCAAAGUGCUGCCAUAGAACCUUUGGCGUGUAUCCACUUUUUGAAAUCCACUCUGGAAAUCGACUUGUUCAGCGACGGCUCACAGGAUAUAGACUUAAUAUCGAGCAAUAUUCUUAUUGUUGACGAGAGAAACGAAAGCGACAAGAGCAACGAAAAUGUGUUUAAAAACAUAUUGGAGCCAUCCAAAAAGGAGGUGCGAAUCGAGAAUUCCGUGCAGGUUGAAGUCCAUUGCAGGAAAAAAUCCAAUUUUUCCAAGUACACAAUAAUGCUCAACAACAUGAGAGUGUUUGCUCUACUCAGUUUUCUGGAUCAAUUGAAGUCAUAUUUGCAAGAAGAUUCACCGGCACCUGUGGUAAAUAGUGCGGCAAAUCAGAUUGCUCAAAAGCCUCAGAUGGACACCAGUAUUUCCACGGAAUAUGUUGUAAAUAUUACAGAUUCGGAGAUUAUAUUCGCCGAGGAAUGCAGUCGCUUGGACUCAAACGCAAUCAUUUUGAAAAGUACAACUGUCAUUUGUUAUAAACCAAAUAGCAACAUUGUGCCUCUGUCCUUGGACAUUAACCACUUGGAAAUAUUUUCCUGCACCCUGGACGCCGAAGAGGAGAGUGCUUUGUCCAUAAUCGAUCCUUUUACGUUGAUUAUAGAACUACGCAGUAAUUGCUUGAACAUACUAAUUCAGAAACACUUGAACAUUCGGCUUUCCUAUGUUGAUGUUAAAUUAUUUUCGAGAAUGGCGCGACUACUGCCCACACAAACAUCCAGAUCGAAGAACGUUAUAUCAAAGGCUGAUUCGGAUCUGGAGAAGGUGGCUCCGCUUGUGGCAAUGGGCUUCGAGAUAUCCGACUGUCUGUACGCCAUGCAGAUAAAUAAUUGGAGAAUCAACGAUGCCGCCAUUUGGCUGUCCCAGCAAAAACAGAACACCUACCGAAAUCCCGCCCUGGAAAUGAAAACCGCUGUGGUGGACGCCAGUCUCAUAUCGGUGUUCAUAAUCGACGAUUGCAUGGAUGCAGAUGUGCCACUGCUGGAGGUUUCGCUCUCGAAGUUCCUGCUCAACUUUACUUUCCAAACGCAGGAUCCCAAUCCCAAGGAGACAAAUAUUCGGCACUAUAGCUUGGGUAACAUCGACACAGAAGUGUCCGUGAACUAUUAUAAUCGUCGUCUGAGUGGAUGGGAACCAGUGGCAGAGACGUGGGAGUCCAAUUUGAACUGGAAGUACACCAAGGGUCAUCUGGAUAACAAGAAACGCUUUGAGAUUGGAAUUUCCAGCAAGCAGAUGCUCAAGUUGAAUGUGACAUCCACGUUUAUCGAACUGUUUCACAUGGUUCUGAAGAACUGGACAAACGAUUUCAAUGACAAUGGAGCCAAGAACUUUAGGCAACGUUCUCCUUUUAUUCCGUUCGCGCUCCAAAAUCUCAGCGGAACACCUUUGCUUUUUAAACCGAUUUAUGCUACACUUGGGGAUUUGACGCGUUCCGACUUACAGCAGGUGGAAUUGAUCAAGAACUGGUACUCCGUGCAGCCCAACGAGACGAAAACAUUCGAUUUUAGCCAGAAAAGCAAACUUAGACACGUGCACUCUCACCAAUUGAAUCUGCACCAGAUUUUCGUACAGAUCCACGGCUGGACAUUGAUUGGACCCAUAUCGGUGGACAAAGUGGGUAUGUUUUUCCGCACCACAAAAUUGGACUCGCAGUUUUUGACGAAAAGCCGGAUAGUCUUCGAUAUAUCAUUGAUUGGAUCUGCCCAGAAGCUCAUCAAAGUCAAGUCCUCGUUGGGCGUGAUAAACAAAUUGGAUCGGAAUGUAUUCCUUAAAAUGACCUUGAAGGGCACGCACAGCGAUGGAUUGAGUUCAAUAAGUGUAAUAAAGCCAAACGAUGAACUAUCUGUGCCGCUCAAGUUCAUCGAUGCCUCAUUAUAUGUGGCACAUAAUACGAGUGAGAGCGAUGCCUACGAGGACACUGGCUUCAGCAAUGAGGAAAUCCUGUGGAAAGCCUGCGGAAAGGAUGACACCCGGCAGCUACUCGCUGGCUACGAUACCAACAAGAGUAUCUUGUACACUUUCGUGAAUAUAAGCCGGGAAAUUUAUCACUGUAAGGAACAGAAUUUACCGGGUCAUAAGAUUACGCUUCUGCCACCGCUCAAGAUAAACAAUAUGCUUUGCUGUGACCUUAUGUUCAAGAUCCACGAGCAUGCCACCGGCAGAAUAAACUCAUCGGAAAGUGUUAAUAUCUACAACGUUAACAUUUGCCAGCCCCUCAACCUGAGCAUCACACUGGACAACUUUCAACUGUCGGGCCAACUUAAGAUUCCCGUGAGCCACAGGGGCGUUAUAGAACCGAAACUGAAAUUGUUUGACAUUAAGAAGCGGGAACUGCACGUGCGCGUAUCCAUACAAUCGGUGCCAGGCAAGGGAAUGGAACUAUAUAUCAGUGCUCCCGUUUGGAUAAUCAACAAAACAGGGCUUCCACUGAUCUACAAACAAGAAGGAACCAGUCAUACGGCAGCUGGGCAAUUCGAGGAGCACGAAACUGCGCGGCAAGUGGCGCCGCUAAUGUUCUCGUUUUCGGAUCAGGAAGGAUCUCCGGCACUGGUACUGCGAUUGGGCAAAGCUUAUGGCUCCAACAAUAUGUGGUGCAAAAGUUUUAGUACGCACAAGGAUUUGGCCGACAGGGAUUUGCGUGCGGAAAAUACAAAGGGCAGCUAUGCGAUUGGUAUCAGCGUCAGGAGGGGCAGAGGGCUCUAUGCUUGUACGACCUUUGUGACUCUGUCUCCCAGAUUCCAUCUCCACAAUCGUAGUGGCUUUAAGCUGGAGUUUAUGCAACUCUGCGACAUUGUUAACUAUGACCGUCCCGAUCCGCGUAAGAUUAUAUCAGCACCCGUUGAUUGCAACUUCGCUUUCCAUUGGCCUAACUGGGAUCAGGAGCAGAUUAUUUGCGUACGAAUUCCGGAGAUCGAGUGCUGCUGUUGGUCAAAGGGAAUUCCCAUCAAGGAUGUCCAGAGCUUGUACAUCAAUGUGCGAAAUGAGUGGGGAGAAAUGUUUUUUCUUCGCUUGGAAAUCAUCUCGAAGGAUGCUACUUUUAUACUCUUAUUCACGGACGCGCGAACUUUACCACCACCGAUUCGAAUUGACAAUUGCUCGGAAGUUGUCAUCAAUUUCUCACAGCUGAGAUCGAAACCCGUAUGGAUUACGCCAGUUAGACCGCAAUCCUCAUUAUCCUAUGUCAUGGAUGAUCCCUUGGGCCAACAGAUUUUGUUGAUGGAGGCGCCCGGAGGAAACAUGAUAGAGUUUCCGAUCAACAACAUAAACAACAUUAAGAAAACACUAACGUACACCAACUUCAUUUACAUCGCAUUUCAAGGAACUUUUGAGCGUUCGAAUGAGGAGGAAAACACGCACAGGCAGUUGGUUUUGGGCGUACGUGGUAAAAAAGUUGUGAUAGUUGAGAAGAACUCGGGCGAUCGCUCACAAUUGUGGCUAAUGAACUCGAAUGGUCAAUUGGAGCAUGAAGGAUCCACCCCGCCGAUACAAACAAAUGAUGCGAAUGCAGUGCGACUUGUACUCGAUCUGGAGAAGGCUCCGAAUCCCAUGGAGUUCACCAACUUGGUAGUCCGAACACCGAAUAAGCAAAGAGUUACAACGCAGACAUGGAGAUUCGAAAAUGGCCGGCUUAUGUGUCAUGCCAAUAUGUGCGUGCAGUCUCGAUUUGGAGAGAACGGCCUGAAGCCCAACUAUGAGGCAGUCGUGGGCAGAACGGAAAAUAGGUCAAGUUCGAGUAAACAAAUACCGAUCGGACAACACAUUGUGGCACAGAAACUAAGGCCUGGAUCGGGACAGCUGGAGCUAUCAACGAAAAUGGAUGGACCCAUAUCCACGAUCGAAAUAUGUGAUAUUAAAAUUAAACAAAAUUCAGUAUUCCUAACACCCGAUUUACUAUGGAUGCAUGCUUCGCUGAAUAAUAGGCAAAUUACGGAUAAGGGAAAAGUAUCAUUCGUGCAUGAGUAUCUGAUUAAUGUGGAGCUCGUUAAAGGUAUCGGUAUAUCCAUCAUAGCUCGCAAGCCUUGUGAGGAAAUCAUGUUUAUCAGCCUCGAUCACAUAAAUUGUGAUAUUGUGCAGAGUGCUUUGGAGAAUUCCUUAGAUCUGAAUAUUGCGUAUAUACAAAUCGAUAAUCAAUUGCUGGAUGCAGCGAGUCCGAUUGCGUUGCACACGCAAACUUCGAAUGAUCUUGAAGAAACACAAAAUGCAGUUGUUCUCAAACUGAAAAUGUUACCCUCCCCCAACAAGAACGCAAUCAUUUUCAAGUACUUAACCCUGGACUUGAAACCCUCAACGGCGAGUCUGGAGGAGAAGCUGAUACUUAAAGUGGCUUCAUUCCUGGGCUAUGGCAAGAUCAACCGUCAGAACUUAAGUGUGCAAUACCAAUUCGAGAACACGGAUGAUAAGCCUAUUCUGCAGGAUAUGAAGAGAUACUAUUUUGAAAACUUAAGUAUUGGCGCAACUCAGGUUCGACUUUCAGCAUUCACUUCUUCAAAGUUGCCGGUGGAGUUGCAUGAAACCAAGAAGGCACUUGGACUCACUCUUAUAAAAUUCGAAGAUGCCUUGAUUGAGCUCGACAGGUAUUCGGAUAAAUUGCACUUUGAGACGAUGGACGUUUAUCGGAAGGAGCUGAAGAAGCACUACAUCAACCAAGUCAAAUGGCAUGCGGCUGCAAUUUUGGGCAGCGUUGAUUUCCUUGGAAAUCCACUGGGAUUUGCCAACGAUCUUUCGGAAGGAGUAUCCGGACUGAUUUUUGAGGGCUCCGUCAAGAGUUUGGUGAAAAAUGUUACGCAUGGCAUAUCGAAUUCAACGGCGAAGCUAACAGAAACGCUGUCCGACAGCCUGGGAAAAGUUGUGCUGGAUGAUCACGACAAUGAGACGAGGCAACGCAUUCUGGAACUGCAGUCCAAUACAUCCGGCGGUCACCUUGCAGCGGGUCUGAAGGGUCUCGGAUUUGGAUUGCUGGGCGGAGUAACGAGUAUUGUAAGACACACUUACGAUGGUGCCACUUCCGAUGGCGUUCCUGGCUUUCUCAGUGGAUUGGGAAAGGGCUUAGUAGGCACCGUCACCAAACCGAUCAUUGGAGUACUGGACCUGGCUUCGGAAACAGCCAGUGCCGUUCGUGAAACAAGCCGAGAUAGUCACAGAAACGCUCCGGAAAGGAAAAGGCUACCCAGAUGUGUUACUGGUGCUCCUGGUGGUCUUUUGCCAUUGUAUUCCAAUCGCCAAAGCAAGGGACAGCAAUAUCUGUACCUAAUCAAUCAAAAGAACUUUUCGGAGAAGAUAAUUUCAUAUGAACCCAAUCUGUGGAGCGACAAGGAGGCCAGAUUGCGCUUACUGGUUUCUACAGAAUACGUACGAAUAUUUUCACUAAGCGACGGCAACCCCACCAUUAUGUUUGAAUGCCAUGUUAGUGAGAUCCUUUCGUGCCAUCCAGUGGUAACGAAUGCCGGCACAACGCCAUCUACGAGCAGCAGGGGGUCGACCAGUCACUACAUCGAGAUAUCGACCAAUCUUCCAAAGAUUACCAGGCCCAGGAUACGGUGUCGUUCCGAGGAAUGUGCUGAGACAGCAUCAAGAUGCAUAAACUACGCUAAAAGUGUCUUUGAUGAACGUGAACAUGCCGUUUUAUAAAAUGCAAUAAGUCGGUUCGUGAUAAUAAACAAAAACCUUUUGACAACAAA